Molecule: messenger RNA, 1305 nt
Organism: Cygnus atratus (black swan)
Lineage: Eukaryota; Metazoa; Chordata; Aves; Anseriformes; Anatidae
Gene: TMEM183A
Product: transmembrane protein 183A
Exons: 8
Coding region: 73-1179 (368 amino acids)
Biological process (GO): regulation of protein stability
Cellular component (GO): SCF ubiquitin ligase complex
Molecular function (GO): protein binding
Source: RefSeq, a predicted model, not a curated record
CGGCCCCGCGGCGGCCCGGGGCGGGACGGGCCGGGCCGGGCCGGGCUAGGCCGUGACAGGACGGGCCGGGACAUGGCCCCGCGCGGCCGCCCCGAAGCCGCCGCCAUGCCCAAGCGGGGCGCCCGCAAACGCCUCAAGUUCCGGGCCGACGACGUCUGCUCCGAGCGCGUGACCGUGGCGGAUUAUGCUAACUCAGACCCGGCUGUCGUGAAAUCCGGACGUGUGAAAAAGGCUGUGGCCAACGCGGUUCAGCAGGAAGUAAAAUCCCUCUGUGGCUUGGAAGCUUCUUGCGUUCCUUCUGAGGAAGUUCUCUCUGUAUCUGGAGAGUCUUGUGACAGCAGCGAUGAAAUGGACACGAAGGAAAGCAUCAGCGGACGAGCUGCAUCUAGAAAAAAGAAGAGCAAAAGGCACAAAGAAGACCCCGACAGUGACGGUGGAGAAGAAUACCCCAUUGACAUCUGGCUGCUGUUGGCUUCCUACAUUCGCCCUGAAGACAUUGUCCGGUUCUCUUUGAUUUGCAAGAAAGCCUGGACUGUUACUUGCACUGCCGCCUUUUGGACCAGACUCUACAGAAGGCACUACAGCCUGGACGCGUACCUGCCUCUCCGCUUGCGGCCGGAGUCCAUGGAGAAGCUGCACUGUCUCCGUGCGUGCGUCAUCCGGUCGCUGUACCACAUGUACGAGCCUUUUGCAUCUCGAGUCUCCAGGAAUCCAGCUAUUCCAGACAGUACUCCCAGCACUUUAAAAAAUUCCAGAUGUCUGCUUUUCUGGUGCAAAAAGCUUGAAGGGAACAGACAAGAAGCAAUGUGGGAAUUCAACUUCAAGUUCAAAAAGCAGUCUCCCAGAUUUAAGAGCAAAUGUUGCAAAGGUCUUCAGCCACCUAUUCAGUAUGAAGAAGUCCAUACAAACCCCGACCAGGAUUGCUGUUUACUGCAGAUCACCACCUUUAACUUCAUAUUUGUGCCAAUAGUCAUGGGUAUGACGUUUACCUUGUUCACCAUCAACGUGAGCACAGACAUGAGGCAUCAUCGCGUGCGUCUGGUCUUCCAGGACGCCCCUGUCCGCAACGGCAGGAAACCGCGCCUUGACCAAGGAGUGCAGGUUGUGCUGGACCCUGUGCAUAGCGUGCGGCUCCUGGAUUGGUGGCACCCGCAGUACCCCUUCUCUCCAAAAGCUUAGUGCUCUCCUGCGUCUGCAGCAGCCGGCAGGCGACUGCAUCUGACAGGCUGAAGAAAAUUUCUAGGAACCAGGAAAUCCUAUUUUUUUCUUAAAAUAAAUUCUGCAGCCUCCUUGAAAGUGGUCGAA